CGCAUGCGCGCAGUAUACAAAAUGUCGGGAGGAUCGGAAAGGUUAAAAAUGAGAAGGAAUUUAUCUCCAGGAAGCUCAAACAUGGCACACCAGUUUUGUUGUCUCUGUCCAGAUAUUUAAGAAGUGGGGUGAGGGAUUCAAUCGACCAUCCUUCCUGCUCAGACUGUGGGGAGGGAUUCACUCGAUCAUCCUUCCUGCUCAGACUGUGGGGAGGGAUUCACUCCGUCAUCUGACCAACUGGCACGCCCGUCAUUUUACACAGGAGAGAGGCCGUUCACCUGCUCAGACAGUGGGAAUGUAUUCACUCGGUCAUCACAAUUGAAGGUACAUCAGCACAUUCACACUGGGCAAGGCCAUUCACCUGUACUGUGUGUGAGAAAGGAUUCAGUCAGUCUUCCCACCUGUGGACACACCAGUCAGAUCACUCUGGGCAAAGGCUGGUGAUCUGCUGAAUAUCUGGGAAAGGAUUCACUCAGUCAUCUGACCUAAUGGCACACCAGCGUGUUCACACUGGGCUGAGGCCGUUCACCUGCUCACAAUGUGGGAAGGGAUUCACUCAGUCAUCCCACCUGCACAGUCACAAACGAGUUCACACUGGGGAGAAGCCAUUCACCUGCUCAGUCUGUGGGAAGGGAUUCACUCAGUCAUCCACACUACAGAGUCAUCAGCGAGUUCACACUGGAGAGAGGCCAUUCACCUGCUCAGAGUGUGGGAAGGGAUUCACUCGGUCAUCCCAACUACUGGCACACCAGCAAGUUCACACUGGGGAGUGGCCUUUCACCUGCUCAGAAUGUGGGAAAGGAUUCACUAAGUCAUCCAGCUUACUGGUACAUCAGCGAGUUCACACAGGGGAGAAGCCAUUCAGCUGCUCAGUCUGUGGAAAGAGAUUCAUUCAGUCAUCUUACCUGCAGAGUCAUCAGCGAGUUCACACAGGGGAGAAGCCGUUCAGCUGCUCAGUGUGUGGGAAGAGAUUCACUCAGUCAUCCCACCUACAGAGUCACCAGCGAGUUCACACUGGGGAGAGGCCGUUCACCUGCUCAGACUGUGGUAAGAGAUUCACUCAGUCUUCCACCCUACAGAGUCAUCAACGAGUUCACACUGGGGAGAGGCCGUUCACUUGCUCAGAAUGUGGGAAGAGAGUCACUGAUUCAUCUGCCCUACAGAGACAUCAGCGAGUUCACACUGGGGAGAAGCCGUUCACCUGCUCAGAAUGUGGGAAGAGAUUCACUGAUUCAUCCACCCUACAGAAGCAUCAGCGAGUUCAUACUGGGGAGAAGCCGUUCACCUGCUCAGAAUGUGGGAAGAGAUUCACUCAAUUAUCCAAUCUACAGAGACAUCAUCGAGUUCACACUGGGGAGAAGCCGUUCACCUGCUCAGUCUGUGGGAAGAGAUUCACUGAUCCAUCCACACUACUGAGUCAUCAGCGAGUUCACACUGGGGAGAAGCCAUUCACCUGCUCAGAAUGUGGGAAGGGAUUCACUCGGUCAUCCUACCUACAGAGUCAUCAACAAGUUCACACUGGAGAGAAGCCGUUCACCUGCACAGAAUGUGGGAAGAAAUUCACUUGGUCAUCCACACUACAGAGUCACCAGCGAUUUCACACCGGGGAGAAGUCGUUCAUCUGCUCAGACUGUGGGAAGGGAUUCACUGACUCUUCCACCCUACAGAGACAUCAGCGAGUUCACACUGGGGAGAAGCCAUUCACCUGCUCAGAAUGUGGGAAGGGAUUCACUCAGUCAUCCCACCUACUGGAACACAAGUUAGUUCACACUGGGGAGAAGCCGUUCACCUGCCCAGAAUGUGGGAAGAGAUUCGCUCACUCAUCCAACCUACAAAGUCAUCAGCGAGUUCACACUGGGGAGAAGCCGUUCACCUGCUCAGAAUGUGGGAAGAGAUUCACACACUCUUCCACCCUUCAGAGACAUCAGCGAGUUCACACUGGGGAGAAGCCGUUCACUUGCUCAGAAUGUGGGAAGGCAUUCACUCAGUCAUCCCACCUACUGGCGCACCAGUCAGUUCACACUGGGGAGAGGCUGUUCACCUGCUCAGACUGUGGGAAGGGAUUCACUCAGUCAUCCAACCUACAGAGACAUCAGCAAGUUCACACUGGGGAGAAGCCGUUCACCUGCUCAGUCUGUGGGAAGAGAUUCACUCAGUUAUCCCAACUACUGGAACACAAGUCAGUUCAUAGUGGGGAGUGGCCAUUGUUAUGAAUCCCUAGGUUUCGUUUGAUAUGGACUGUCAUUUUAAGAGAGAUUUAGAAGGUGAAUCAGUCUGACUUGCAGCUUGUUUACAUCACUCGCAGCUUGUUUUGUUUUAACCGAGGACACAGACACUCAGAUUCAGAUGGAGACGGAUGAAAAAUGGAAGGAUUGAAACCAGGGAACUAGUGGCCAAAGGUCACUGUUUAGAACUUUCCUGUGCCCACAAGGGUGGGUUAAUUAUCCAUUCACUGUACAUCGAAUGUGUGGUUGUCACCUUGUUUGAUCCAUAGACGUGUAUCUGAUUUGAGGUAUCCUGUGAAGUCCACUUAUGUGUUAACCCUUGCCUGGGUGUGACGUGGUCAUUCAUUUGAAGAUGAUACCCCUCAUGACAAGUCACUUUCGGUGAUAAUUUGUAUGUAGAUUUGUAAAGAUGACUGAUAAAAUCUACAGCAACUGGUCUCUCAUUUUACCACUGCGGAACUUGUAGAACAGACAGACAGACAGACAGACAGACAGACGUACUUUAUUGAUCCUGAGGGAAAUUGAGUUUCAUUUCAGCCGCACCAACCAAGAAUAGUGUAGAAAUAUAGCAAUAUAAAACCAUCAAUAAUUAAAUAAUAAUAAGUUAAUCUUUGCAAGUGGAAAUAAUUCCAGGACCAGCCUAUUGGCUCAGGAUGUCUGGCACUACGAGGGAAGGUUAGAAAAGUUUGAUGGCCACAGGCAGGAAUGACUUCCUGUGACGCUCAGUGUUACAUCUCGGUGGAAUGAGUCUCCGGCUGAAUGUACUCCUGUGCCUAACCAGUAUAUUAUGGAGCGGAUUGGAGUCAUUGUCUAAGAUGGCAUGCAACUUGGACAUCAUUCUCUUUUACGACACCACCGUCAGAGAGUGCAGUUCAACCCCCGCAACAUCACUGGCAUUACGAAUGAGUUUGUUGAUUCUGUUGGUGUCUG
Messenger RNA from Hypanus sabinus (Atlantic stingray), 3155 nucleotides. Its product is annotated as gastrula zinc finger protein XlCGF26.1-like. Gene Ontology annotation, biological process: negative regulation of transcription by RNA polymerase II. Gene Ontology annotation, molecular function: DNA-binding transcription repressor activity, RNA polymerase II-specific. The record is from RefSeq and is a predicted model, not a curated record. The coding region runs from base 489 to 2213 and encodes 574 amino acids. Lineage: Eukaryota; Metazoa; Chordata; Chondrichthyes; Myliobatiformes; Dasyatidae. The transcript has 2 exons.